AUGGUCAUUGCAACAGUGGCAAGGUCAAAUGAAGAUGUCAAUGAGAAGCAUGAGGAAGAAUAUUGGAACUACGAGAAGCAUGCUAUAGAUCUUGGUGAUAUAGAGAGAUAUCAAAUAUACCAACGGAUUGGAAAGGGAAAGUAUUCAGAAGUGUUUGAGGGGCGUAAGGACAAGGAAAAGGUAAUAAUAAAGGCACUAAAGCCAGUAAAGAUAGCAAAGAUCAGUAGAGAAAUCUUGGUGUUGAAGCAUUUAUUCCAUGAAAGCAUCAUAAGGCUUGUUGAUGUAGUUGCAGACCAGGAAUCUCAAGUGCAUUCGUUGGUAUUUGAAUACAUAGAAAAUGAAGACUAUGCAAAGAUAUUUGAAAGCUUAGGAUACAGAGACAUUGUCAAUUACUCAAGACAAAUUCUUUCUGCGCUUGAAUAUUGCCACAGCAUGGGAAUAAUCCAUAGAGACAUCAAGCCACAAAACAUGGUGAUAAACCAUGCUAAAAGACAGCUGAAAAUAAUUGAUUGGGGCCUUGCUGAGUUCUAUCAUCCAAAGAAAGAGUACAGUGUCCGUGUUGCAAGCCGAUAUUACAAAGGGCCUGAGCUUCUGGUAGACUAUCCGUAUUAUGACUAUUCUCUUGACAUAUGGUCAUUUGGAUGUGUGCUAGCAGAGAUGAUGUUUAAAAAAAGGCCCUUUUUUCAUGGGGAAAACAACAAUGACCAACUUGUGAAGAUAGUUAGAGUUCUUGGAUAUCACGAUUUGAGAGCAUAUUUGGAAAAAUAUCAGAUUUGCUCUCCAAACAUAAGACCUGAUGGAAUGGAGCAAAGAGUAACGCUUUCCUCAUUUAUUCCUUUUGGAGAAGAGUCUUUGUAUGAUGAUGCAGUCGAUCUUUUGGAAAAAAUAAUGAUAUAUGAUCAUCACGAACGAUUCACUGCCAAGGAAUGUCUAAACCAUAAUAUAUUCAAACCCUAA
Messenger RNA from Ordospora pajunii, 957 nucleotides. RefSeq names its product protein kinase domain-containing protein. The transcript has a single exon. The record is from RefSeq and is a predicted model, not a curated record. Gene Ontology annotation, cellular component: nucleus; cytosol; protein kinase CK2 complex. The coding region runs from base 1 to 957 and encodes 318 amino acids. Gene Ontology annotation, molecular function: ATP binding; protein serine/threonine kinase activity. Gene Ontology annotation, biological process: regulation of cell cycle; peptidyl-threonine phosphorylation; peptidyl-serine phosphorylation. Lineage: Eukaryota; Fungi; Microsporidia; Ordosporidae.